Clupea harengus (Atlantic herring) is the source of this 1445-nucleotide messenger RNA. RefSeq names its product proline rich 18 (gene prr18). The record is from RefSeq and is a predicted model, not a curated record. NCBI's taxonomy places the organism in Eukaryota, Metazoa, Chordata, Actinopteri, Clupeiformes, Clupeidae.
GGCUUUGUCACUGUUGACUUCAACAACGUGCUUCAUACCGACACAUACUGUAGCCACGCCCUCCAAACUGAACAAAACACACAGACGACAGCGCACUCGUCUCACACAGCCCCAGAACCGCACACCGCUUACAAUGACUGAACGAUUCAACCAAAGUCUCAGUCCUUUCAGAUGAUGCCAGUGGAUAUAUUUCGCCCCUCAUUUGAAUGCCUUGGAGCUGUUUGACGUCCGUUUUUUUUUCAAAGCUAUCUGUAUUUUCACUGCUUUCUUUGAAAAUGCCUUUUCCACCCAUCAACCUCCAUCAGCGGAUUUCCUCUCCCGGGAAGGAACUCUUCAGGAAAAAGACAAACCUUGUGCCUAGUCAACCUUUGUUAGGAAACAAAACGAAGGAUGAAAAAGACUCAGAUCGAGAUAGACUGUCCACGUCGUGGCAACUUGGCAGAAAGCCGCAGCAACAGUUGAGUAGGGCUCCCGCUCCCAGAUCGUCUGCUAACGGAGAGACCGAGAGCAGGAAGUCCGGUGUGGCCGUGCCCAGACCACUGGGUAACUCCUGCGACAGCGUCCCGCGGUCUAGUUCCGGGGAGUCCGGCACGCGGAGGAGCCACAAGUACGCCUCGCGGAGUUCGCUCGGCAAGGAGGAAGGGGAAGAGGAGAUUCGUUUCACUCUGAGUCUUACGCCAGAGGCGAUCCUGGUCAUUCAAAAGCGCAAUUUAGAGAAACAGAUGAUGGCCAAGCAGCAGAAAUGCUGUGCGUCGGGGGACUUCAGGCACAGACGGGUUUUCCCUUCUUCUAAGAGGACGCAGGGUGCCUCCAAAAGCACAGUGCCCGUCGCCAAACUAGAGACCCCUGGAGAUGAUAUCAGAACGAUUGUCAAGAUAUCCCUCCUGAACGACCAGUAUAAAUAUGACGACGUCGAGUAUGAGGAGGAGGACGGAGAUGUGGAUGAAACGGUUAUGAGGAAAUGUAAAGAAUGGCUCAAAGGUGUAGAGAGUGCCGCUGCUUUUGGGAAAAUAGACAGACUGUCAUCCCUCCCCCAUUUGAAAAGCUGACAACUGAGUAUUUGUCCGAACUAUGGCCCAAGUCAGAACUGGAGACACUUUUAGUUUACUUAGGCUUAAUGAAUGGUUUAUAAGGCAUCAACGAAAAACGUCACCAACUUAGCUGCCACAGUGGACUGGACUGUUGAGUGGUGUUUUGAUUAAGCUCAUGUCACACGACUGUUAAAACCUCUUGCACACUGCUGUCGUUAUCAUUUGGCUUUUUUUGUGGAAAUGUAAAUGAUUAUAAUAUGUAAUGUGGAAUGGGGUGAGAAUGAAGAAUUACUAAAGUACAGCAGCUAUCCUUCAUCUUCUUGCAUAGAGACACUCUUCCUUUGUGCCAGAGAACAAUAGCGUCCGGAACGGUGUCUGUGCGCCUUAGCGUAUAGGGGACAAAUUAUCUUUUGU